UUUUUUUUUUGUGAUUUUUUUAAAGUAAACAAACAAACAAAAUUUGUGUUAAGUGAAAGAGAAUUAUGAUGAAGAAGCCUCAAUUAAAUCUAAUGAUCAACAUUAUUGGUCUGCUGGCCUUAGUGUGGGGCGUGUUGGGGGCCGUCACAGAGUCACCAUCCCAGCCUCAGCCCCAGCCCCAGCCGCAGCUCCAGCAAACUCAUCAUCAACAACAACGCCAACAGACGCUUCCGUCUUCGAGAGUUCGAUCUUCUGCUUACCGUUCAACGUCUGCCGCCACCGCCCAUUGCGAAUAUAAGGAACUUAUGACGAAAUUGCAUGAUCGUGUUGGCAUCUUGGCGACCUUGGAUGAGGACCAGCGUCACCGUCUGGAAGUCAUCGAUAAGAAAAUCGAUAAUUUGGUGGAGAGCAAUACGGGACGCAUGGAAUCAUUGAAGGCGCAACAAAUGGAUUUCCAGCAACGUCUCGAUAGCUUCGAGCAUAUCCAACGUUUAUCUCGCAACACUUUGGACGAACUGAAAGGUGAAACAGAUCAAGUUUUUGGAUCUCGUUUAGUAAGGCAAUUGAAGCACAAAAGAAGAAAUCGUCAUAAACUAAAUGAUUUAUCUCGACCCAUACGCCAGGCGGCAGCCCAGGAGGAUCAGGAUGCGGAACGUUAUCGUAGAAAUCAAAGUGAUCUUGUAUUGAGUGUGCCAGAGCGUUUGGAUGCCUUAGCCUCGUUGCUGGCCUCAACGGCCAUCAAUGUGAGGGAUUUGCAGCAAAGUGUGCGUAAAGUGUUGCAGAAUAAUAGACGUAAUCUGCAACGUCACCGGGCAGGACAACAGCCAAGACCCGGUUAUAUGGAACACGCGACAAGCUGUCUGGACGAAUAUCUGGCUAUCAAUGGAAUUCUUAAAUUGCAAUUGACACCGCAAUCGGAAUCGUUUUAUGUGCCCUGCGAUAAGGAUUGGACAGUGAUAAUGAGCCGUGGACAGGAUGGCAUCAAUUUCGAACGCAGCUGGUUGGAGUAUAAGGAUGGUUUCGGCAAUUUGGCUGGCGAUUUCUUCAUUGGCCUGGACAAACUGCAUGCUCUGACCUCCUCAACGCUCCAUGAAUUGCGAAUUGUACUCGAGGAUUUCCAGGGAAAUGUUGCAUUCGCUGGCUAUUCAUCCUUUGCCAUUGGCAGUGAGAAAGAAGCCUAUCCAUUGAGUUUAUUAGGCCAAUUCCAAAGCGAGCUGCAACCCUCGGCGGGGGAUUCAUUAUCGUAUCAGGCUGGAGCCAAAUUCAGUACCAUUGACAAUGACAACGAUAACUGUGUGGACUGCAGUUGUGCCCAGAGGCACAGGGGUGCCGGUUGGUUUAACAAUUGUGCCACCAGCAAUCUGAUGGGCACAUACGUUGAUAGCAACUAUGCGAAUGCCGGUCAGACGGGUAUCUUUUGGGAGAAAUUCCAGGGUCUCGAGUAUUCGCUAUUCAAAGUUCGAAUGCUCAUACGCCCCAUUGCCCCAGAGGAUGGUGGACAGCGCUAGGUAUUCGAAUUUUGGAUGCGGAACACAACUGCCAUUUGCCAUUUUCAUCAUCUGAAGAAGAAAAAGAAGAAGAAUUGCUUUUAAUAAUCAGGGAAUCUCCAGUUUUCGAUGCAGUUUUUUUUUUUUUUUUUGUUUUUGAGUUGCUUUCUUCACGAUCAAUUCAAUUUUAGCUUUAACCUCUCGUAACAUUUGUCGCGUGUGACUGUCUCUAUAUAUACCUAUAUAUAUAUAUCAUGAUAAUGUUGUGUGUGUGUAAUAUUUAUGGAAAAUUACUUAAUACCCUAAGUUAAUAAAGUAUGUGUACAGAGA
Drosophila willistoni is the source of this 1817-nucleotide messenger RNA. Its product is annotated as angiopoietin-related protein 7. The transcript is spliced from 5 exons. Bases 66 to 1508 code for a protein of 480 amino acids. The record is from RefSeq and is a predicted model, not a curated record. NCBI's taxonomy places the organism in Eukaryota, Metazoa, Arthropoda, Insecta, Diptera, Drosophilidae.